This is a messenger RNA of Botrytis fragariae, 1725 nucleotides long. RefSeq lists its product as uncharacterized. The record is from RefSeq and is a predicted model, not a curated record. The transcript has 2 exons. Bases 1 to 1725 code for a protein of 574 amino acids. NCBI's taxonomy places the organism in Eukaryota, Fungi, Ascomycota, Leotiomycetes, Helotiales, Sclerotiniaceae.
AUGGCGGAAAACUUCAAAGGACAGGGCAAGAAGCCAUGGAUUCCGCCUAAUCUUGCGGCAGUACCAUAUGGACCAGUACCAAAAACGCAAUCGACACCAAUUGAUCAAAUGCCUCCGCGGGACCUUUCAAAUCAGCAACUCCAGCCUCGAUUUGGCAUGAAACCAAGACCCAUAGAAGAGAUGCAACCUCGAUCCAGCAUUCCAAGUCAACAAAUUCAGCCUCCAUAUAUCAUGAAACCAAGACCCAUGGAAGAAAUGCAGCCUCAAUCUAGCCGUCCAAAUAGCCCAUUUCGACGUCGAACUAUUAUGGAGCCAAAGUCUAUGGAAGAUAUGCGACCUCAAUCCAGGCGUUCAAGGAGCCCAAGACCACCUCGACGAACUGACAAAAACCCGAGGCCUAUUGAAGAGAUGCAACCUCAAACCAAGCGCUCAAUUAGCUCACUUUUAGGUCGAAAUUUAAUGGAGCCAAGAUCUAUUGAAGAGAUGCAACCUCAAACCAAGCGCUCAAUUAGCUCACUUUUAGGUCAAAAUUCAAUGGAGCCAAGGUCUAUCGACAAAGUGCAGUUCACGCCCAGAUCUAUUAAAGAGAUGCAACCUCAAACCAGGCGCACAAUUAGCUCACUUCGGCCUCUGAUUGUAAUGAAAUCAAAGUCUAUUGAUAACACUCCAACCCCGGGCGAGAUACCAAAUGUUCCAAAGGUUUCACUCAUGUCGUUAAAGGCCUGUCCAGCAACCUCUACUGGAAAUGAUUCCACAAAGCAAAAAUCUGGAAGACAAACAUUUUAUAUGUUUUCUGAUCUUCCGUUGGAGCUUCAAAUCAUGAUUUGGCAAUGGUAUGGAAGAGUCCACGCAGACAGUAAUCCGAACGUCAUCAAGAUCUUACGCUGUUUCAGACCUGUGCUACAAAAUUUCACGGUGAGAGAGAAUCCAUCAGAGCGGGACUCAUACUUUGCUAUAAGUUACAAGCUUCCUCCCAUCUUUUAUGUCUGCAAACUUACUUUCAAAAUUGCGAAAGACUUAUAUGAGAAAGAAUUCCAAGUAAUUCCAAUGAUUAAGGAUGAUAAACAGUUGACAUACUUCAAUGAAGACAGGGAUAUCAUCGUUUUGGAAGAUGCUCAUGUAUUGAGGGAUUGGAGAUACAACCGCCAGACUGAAGCUGAAUUCGCCGGAUGGACGCAAACAAGCUUAUCUCGGCCCGCAGCCGAGAGAAUCACAAGAAGAAUCAACAUGAAACAUCUCGUUAUUGGUGGAACAAGCCUAUCGCAUAUCGAGGCGAGGCAGCUGGCAAGAUUUUAUGAUUGCGAGUCCAUAAUGUUGGGGGUGCCCUAUUUGAUUCGCAGCAGAUUCUUCUCCACGGAGGAUAGAAGCCAACCCGACCGUGAAGCUAUCUCAUUUCUUCGUGAUCGACUCUUACGCUUCUGGAAGGAGGAAAGACGAGGUCCUUUUGUUAGGGAAGACUAUCGCAGAAAGCCCACCCGUCCAGUGGUAGUUGAGCCAAGUUGGGAUACGACUGAACGAACAAUAUCCAACCCAAUGUUCUUUAUCUGUACCGGUGACGAGAUAUCAUAUCAACUGCACCGUUUACAUCCUGCAAUCACGAAUUUCAUGAGACCAGUCCCAGAAGCUAAGAGCUCUAUCACUUUCAUGAACGGUAUGAAGUUCUCACAUAAGCAUUCUAGGCUAUUCGAGUACCCAUGGGAGUGCGUUCCAAAAAAAAAUAGCUAG